GAAAAUACAUCAAAAACGUUUAAAGUAUUCAUUCAACUUUACCAUUUGACAAGCACAACCAUUUGCUCCUCGACCUGGACGCCUUGCUAACCAUUCAAUCCAGUUCUUUUAUCUUUGCAUGUUCUAUUUAGUUUAAUAUUGUGUAGCAUUUGCUACUUCUUAUAAUGGAAUAUCAAGAAGAAAAUCAGUACUCACACACAUCACAAUCCAAACCUUCCAUGAGUGCCAUCCCUUCUCUCGGAAAGCCUCUUGCAGAAAUGACAGACUCCCAUGGCAAUGUACGAUCACGACUCCCAUCAAAGAUGCCACAACCUACAACCUUGAAGCGUCAAAGUGACAAGCCAAGCAACGAACCGGCACCCAAACGCAAGACACUCGCUGAAAGAGCAGGAGAGCCAGCUUCUACAAUGACUCGAACACCUUCUGUACGCAAACCAUCCGUGAGAGGAACUUCUAUUGUAGAUAUAAAGAACAAUUUCUCUCAACCACGAACCACUUCAGCUUCAUCAAUGUCAUCUCGAACACCAUCAGUAUCUUCCCGUCACACAUCAAACAGCAGCUUCUCUCAAAGUGUUGGGCCUGGACGACCAAAGUCUGCUUAUGGUUCACGCCCGCCAUCCUACAGCCAAUCUACAACUUCAAGACCCAAUACAUCCCAAUCCAAAGGUCGAACAAAUGCCUCGAGCACCUCUUCGGAUGAUGACGGUAUGCCACCCCCUGGAGGAAGACGAAAGCCCAUGAUCCCAGUACCUGCUUUUACACCCUCCCAACAAUUGAAUGGAAAUACCGAGUUGGAAGUUAUGAAAGUCCGCGGUCAUCGUUCAACCAACUCAAUGAGAUCUCAAUCCCAGGACAAUCUACGAGAUCUAUCCGUUAGUACGGCAUUGAGUAGGCUCCAGAUCAAUGACGAGCAGACUGAUCCAACCACGGGAUACAACUUGAAUUCAACUCCAAGGAAGGACCCUCUUCUUCGACACAAGUUUUCCCAGAGCGUAGGAUAUCAGAAUUUGAGAGUAGACAAUGAAGAAGCCGCACUUGUUCUAUAUCAGGCACCGGUUCAAAGCUCAGUAGCUCCGAAGACGCCUUCUCAUAUUCCUGUCCUUGCUAAGUCGGAAUAUUUCAAUUCUACACCCAUUACUCCUUGCAAAUCUUCCAGAUUUUCCCCUACCAAAAAACCAUAUUUAACAAAAGAUUCUAAUGUUUCCGGAGUAGCCUUUGAUGUACGUAGUCGCCUCGAAUCAAUGGAAGCAAUGUACGCCAGGCUCGCAUCAACAGUCGACGGCACAGGCAAGGAUCACGACGCACUUAGAAAUGCAGUCAGUGAAUACAAAACCAAACUCGAUGAGCUUGAAGGCCUCAAAACUCAUCUUUCGUCUUCCAACCAGACCUUACAAGCCAACUUGGAUGACACGACUCAGAGACUAAGUAUGAUUCAGCAGAAACUGAUUGACGCCACAAAUGCCUUGGAUGACAACAUUCGAGCACACCGUCUUGAGAUGGAUGACGUAAAUCGAAACCAUCGCAACGAGACAGAUAAAAUGAGACGAGACAACAUCGAUGAGCUUGACCGAGUUCUUCGUACUCACAGAAACGAUAUGCUCGAGCUCGAACGAAGAUCGGCUGUCGAACUUGAAGACCGAAUCCGGAGUCUCGAGCGACAAAGCGAUGCGAAAAUGGAGGAAGAGAGAAGCCGAAGAUUGCGUGAGGUCCAGGAACUUGAAAGCCAAGUCACUACGGGUCACCAAGGUUUGAACCUUGCGUUGCAGAUGAAGGAGCAAGAACUUCAAAAUUUGAAAACAGAGCUUGAAGAAUUGAAGAUUAAUAUUGAGAGAGAGAGAGAGUUGAAGGAGAAUGCUUUGAACACCAUCAAGGAGGUUCAGCAAACCAUGCAGAAGACAGGCGUUGAAACAUCAGCAACGAUUGGAACACUCGAAAGCACGGUCGCCAGCCUUCGCGCAAGAAUUCAUUUCUUGGAGUCUGGAAGCAAAGCCCAAUCCGAUAGUUUUGUUGAGAUGGAAGGCCGGCUCCAGGAAGCUCUUAACUCUGCCGAGGAAUCCAAACAGAAGUUGAUCAAGGAGGAGACUCUACGUCGCAUUCUUUUCAACCAGGUUCAAGAGUUGAAGGGAAAUAUUCGGGUCAUGUGCAGAGUUCGACCAACUUUCAAAGAAGGUGCAGAGGGUGAAUGCGCAAAGAUCUUAUUUCCUGACACCGACAAGGAGUCAAAGGAGCUAUCAAUCAUUGGAAAGGAGAAGAGGAGCAACUUUGGAAAAGUCUCGAUAGAAACUCACGCAUUCUCCUUCGACAGGGUCUUUGGACCAUCGAGUCAAAAUCAAGAGGUUUUCGAGGAAAUUUCGCAACUAGUCCAAAGUGCUUUAGAUGGAUACAACGUUUGUAUAUUUGCUUAUGGACAAACAGGCGCUGGAAAGACACAUACCAUGUCAUCUGCUGAUGGUAUGAUUCCUCGUGCCACUCAUCAAAUCUAUGAGUCCGCCGAAGCUCUUAAGGAGAAAGGAUGGACUUAUACGAUGGAAGGUAGUUUUGUUGAAGUUUACAACGAAGAAAUUCAUGAUCUACUGGGAAGCUCUAGAGACCUUGACAAGAAGAAGCACGAGGUCCGACAUGACGAUAAGAAGAAGCAAACCACUGUUACUGGAUUGGAGACUGUGCUGUUAGAUUCACCUAACGCGGUAGAAGCAAUUCUUAGGAAGGCGGACAAGAAUCGUAGCGUUGCUGCCACAAAAUCCAACGAACGAUCAUCCAGAUCACACUCUGUCUUUAUCUUGAAGCUUGUUGGACGAAACAGUUCUACAAAUGAGACUUCCGAAGGUACCCUCAACUUGGUUGAUCUGGCAGGUUCCGAAAGACUGAAGGUGUCUGGUGCCGAAGGUGAUCGAAUGAAGGAAACUCAAAAUAUCAACAAGAGUUUGAGUUGCCUGGGUGACGUUAUUGGGGCAUUGGGAUCAGGAAAAGAGGGUACUCAUAUUCCCUACCGCAAUUCCAAAUUGACUUAUCUCCUACAAUAUUCCCUCGGAGGAAAUUCGAAGACACUCAUGUUCGUCAUGGCUAGUCCAUUGGAAGCUCAUUUGGGUGAAACAUUGACAAGUUUGAAGUUCGCAACAAAGGUCCACAACACACAUAUUGGCACAGCGAAGAAGUCGACAAAAGUCCGAGAUUAGUAAAUGUUUAGCGUGAAGACAUUACGAUAGCAAAAGAUACCAUUAAUGUUUGCAUUUGUGUUUUUAUGGCGUUUCAUUUUCGAAUCCUGAACAUAGGAUAACUACUAGGAAAGAUGGGACAAGUGCUCAAUUCCACAUGAUUUUGAGCGAAACUGGGGGAUGGCGUUAGUCUGGAUGAUGGAGUAGGGUGUUUUGUAAGUCUUACGAUGGAUAGAAAGAAUUUGGAUCUUCUUCCUUCUGAGUUGUAUAGUUCUUUGGUAUUUGGAUGAACGGAUUGGAUGAAUGAAGGGAUGAAUGGGGUGAUAAGCUAGAGGUGGUGGUGGUGGUGGUGGUAGUUUGUCUUUCAAAUCUGCACAUAUUCA
Molecule: messenger RNA, 3538 nt
Organism: Botrytis cinerea B05.10
Lineage: Eukaryota; Fungi; Ascomycota; Leotiomycetes; Helotiales; Sclerotiniaceae
Gene: Bckar3
Product: Bckar3
Exons: 5
Coding region: 165-3176 (1003 amino acids)
Biological process (GO): microtubule-based movement
Molecular function (GO): microtubule motor activity; ATP binding; microtubule binding
Source: RefSeq, a predicted model, not a curated record